Molecule: messenger RNA, 1434 nt
Organism: Quercus lobata
Lineage: Eukaryota; Viridiplantae; Streptophyta; Magnoliopsida; Fagales; Fagaceae
Exons: 1
Coding region: 1-1434 (477 amino acids)
Molecular function (GO): DNA binding
Source: RefSeq, a predicted model, not a curated record
AUGGAAACAGAGACCGGGUCUACUCCAUCACAUGAAGUUGAUUCCAAUGUAGUGGAAUCUUGCUCUAGAGUAAGGGAAAAGGUUGAUCCGGCUUGGGAACAUUUUAGCCUUGGGUCGGAUGAGAAAGGACGGAAUACUUUUACAUGUGUGUAUUGUAGGCAAACAUAUAAAGGUGGGGGUAUUAAUAGGAUGAAAAAACACCUUGCGGGGAUAAAAGGUGAUAUUGGAUCGUGUAAAAAGGUUUCUCAUGAUGUGAGAUACCAAAUGUUGGAAUAUGUGAAGGAGUUUGAGUUGAAGAAAAAAGCUGAGAAACAACGUCAAGAAGAAAUGUUUAGUGUGCCUUCUACAAAUAGUGAUUUGCAAGAAGAUGAUGAUGUUCAAGAAGUAUUUAGUAGUGGGUUGCCUAAAAAACCUGUUUUAGGUAAAAGAAAGGGUACAAAGUUAGUGGAUAAUUACUUUGCUCCAAGAACUGCUCCAGGAGCUCAGCCUGGUCUUAAAAGUGUAUUCCAAAGCAAAGAAAGGGUGAGGCAAGCUGAUAUGGCUAUUGCAAGGUUUAUGUAUGACAAUUGCAUUCCCUUUAAUGUAGUGAAUUCAGUGUAUUACCAAAUGAUGAUUGAUGCCAUAGCUGCUGCUGGUCCUGGUUACAAAGGUCCAUCUUAUCAUGCUGUACGGGUCCCUUUGUUGAGGGAUAAUAAGAAAGAAGUUCAGUUGUUGGUUGAGUCACAACGUAGGCAUUGGGCAGAAGUUGGAUGUACACUUAUGGCUGAUGGUUGGACAGAUACUAGACAUAGGUCAUUGAUUAAUUUCCUUGUUUAUUGUCCUAGGGGAAUGGUAUUUGUAAAAUCAGUUGAUGCCUCAGAUAUUGUGAAGAAUACCAGAAACUUGUUUAAAUUGUUUGAUGAAGUAGUUACAUGGGUUGGUCCAAAAAACAUAGUUCACUUGGUUACUGAUAAUGCUUCCAACUAUGUAUCUGCUGGUAAAUUGUUGUGUGAAAAGUAUAAAACUAUUAGUUGGUCUCCUUGUGCAGCACAUUGUCUGAAUCUUGUGUUGCAGGAUAUGGGGGAGAUGUCUCAUGUGGAGAGACUAAAAAAUCGUGCAACCAAAGUUACAGUUUUUGUUUAUAAUCAUGUAGCUUUGAUUGCUUGGUUGAGGAAGAGACCUGGUUGGACAGAUAUUGUACGUGCAGGAGCAACAAGAUUUGCUACUACCUUCCUUUCAUUUGGAAGCCUUCAUGUGCAUAAGCAUGACUUGCAAGCCUUAGUGACUAGCAAGUUCUUUGUGGACAAUAGAUUGGCAAGAGAGUCAAAGACAAAAGAAGUAGUUUCUACAUAUUGGAUAAUUCUUUUUGGGAUGAUAUUAAUGUUCUUGUCAAGAUUUCAUCACCACUCAUUCGUUUGUUACGGAUUGUUGAUUCUGAUCAAAGGCCUGCAAUAG